Molecule: messenger RNA, 1698 nt
Organism: Toxorhynchites rutilus septentrionalis
Lineage: Eukaryota; Metazoa; Arthropoda; Insecta; Diptera; Culicidae
Gene: sni
Product: C-factor
Exons: 4
Coding region: 268-1011 (247 amino acids)
Source: RefSeq, a predicted model, not a curated record
GUGUGUAAGUUAUCUUCGUGCCGCAGCAGCAUGUGGUAGGGCGCUUUGGGAGUAGUAUUCGGAAGCCCACUAAUUGUCAUUAAUUCAUUUUUUUUCUUCGUUUGUUUCAACGAUUUCGACGCCACUGCUGACGCUUGGUGUUACGUCACCAAAGAUACCCCUGCCGCCACAAUCAGUCAGAAGCCAGCGUUUUUGGUCUAUAAUCAAUCAGUUGCCUAGCGGGCAAUCAAUCUGUGGACACGAAUUGUUCCCGUUUCGUCGUGUAGAAUGAGUUCCAUCCUAAUCACCGGUUGCAAUCGAGGGCUCGGCCUUGGGCUGAUAAAGUGUUUCUUGAAGCUGUCGCCUUCGCCGCAGCAUAUAAUCGCUACUUGCCGCGAUCCGCAGCAGGCUGAGGAACUCAGCUCGCUGGCCCAGCAGCACUCGAACCUACAUUUGCUGCAAAUCGAUUUGAAGGAUGUCGACCGAUACGAGCAGUUCGCCGCGGAAGUAAACUCAAUCGUGGGCGAUAACGGGCUAAACGUGUUGUUCAACAAUGCCGGCGUAUCGCCGAAAUCUACCCGGCUCAAUUUCGUGAAAAGUGACGACUUGGUGGACACGUUCCUAACCAACACUGUGGCACCGAUAAUGCUCACAAAGACACUUACACCCCUGCUGAAGAAAGCGGCCGAAGCGAACGCCUCGACUCCGAUGGGACCCCGCAAGGCAUGCAUCAUCAAUAUGAGCUCGAUCCUGGGCUCGAUCGAAGCCAACACGGACGGAGGAUUGUAUGCUUACCGGACGUCCAAAUCUGCCCUCAAUGCCGCCACCAAGUCGAUGAGUAUCGAUCUGAGGUCGAACCAGAUUAUGGCCGUCGCGAUGCAUCCCGGAUGGGUUCGAACCGAUAUGGGUGGAUCGAAGGCUCCGCUGGCGGUGGAGCAGAGCUGCGAGCAGAUGGUGCAGACGGUGCUGAGUUUGGGUGAGAAACACAACGGAGGAUUUUUGCAGUAUGACGGGAAGGAGCUGCCCUGGUAGAUGAUUGAUUCGUUGAAUACAAUUGUUAUCGAUAGGAUAUCAACUUUUGAUAAGAGUUGAACAAUCCCAUUUGUUGAGAGCUUCUUCGAUGAAGCUUGUUUAAGAUAAGACCUGUAGGAAAUAAAAUAUUGCAAACACGAUAAAUCGAACAAGACAAUUUAAGGGAUUUCUUUAAAAAUGAGUUCACCCUACAUAUGGUCUUCUAAAGUUGAAUAUAGUUGUAUAUUGAUAUUAGAGGGAUUGUUAUUUUCAUUGUCAACAGUGGAUUAUAGUGUAUAGUAUAGCCCUACUAUUCAGCUGGAUUUUUGUUUGGAUUCAUAAGUUACCUUUUUUUUGGAUCUGUUUGUCAUUUGUUACGUCUUCUUCUUCUUGAAUGGCGUUAACGUUCCCUGUGGAACUUUUGCCGUCUCAACGUAUGCAUUAAUUAGCGUCAUUUAUUAAUACUUAGUUGAGAUUUCUUAAGCCAAAUAACACGCCUUGAAUGUAUUCCGAGGGGCAAACUCUUGAAUACGCGUGACCACAGUGCAAGUCGAAGGAAAUUUCUUUGACGAAAAAUCCUCCGGCCAGAACGGGAAUCGAACCCGAACACACGGCAUGACAAUGUGAGACGCUAACCACUCGGCCACGGGUGCACUCAUUUGUUACGUGUAAUAAUUGAUAUUGGGAUGCUACACUCAGCACACACAC